AUGGCGACUCAAGUAUGUCCCGUGGUUGGCACGACCAACACAGUCCUUCCUCCCCAACACCCCAGCUUCGACAUGAACCAACCCGGCCUCGUCUGUCCCGUCACCAACGCCAGCACCGACCAUCACCACAACCUCCACAAACACCCCGGCAUCUUCAACACAUCUUCAUCCGACGAACGGUUUUCCAACGCCGGGUCCUGUCCCGCCUUGUCCAAGUUAGUCAGCCGUCCUGAACAACAGGCCAUGGACGAAGCGAUCUGUCCGGUGGUCGGGACCGUUUCGAGCGUCCUGCCUCCCAACCAUCCUUCCACGGCCGGGGCCAAAGACACCGACGUCUGUCCGGUGACGAAUGCCACACUGUCGCAUCACAGGAAUAAAGUACAUAAACAUCCAAGCCUUGCGACGGUGUCGAAGGAUGCGGUUUGUCCUGUUGUCGGGGUCCAUGCAAAGGUAUAA
Molecule: messenger RNA, 456 nt
Organism: Capronia coronata CBS 617.96
Lineage: Eukaryota; Fungi; Ascomycota; Eurotiomycetes; Chaetothyriales; Herpotrichiellaceae
Exons: 1
Coding region: 1-456 (151 amino acids)
Source: RefSeq, a predicted model, not a curated record